Phalaenopsis equestris is the source of this 1199-nucleotide messenger RNA. Its product is annotated as cysteine--tRNA ligase, chloroplastic/mitochondrial-like. Gene Ontology annotation, molecular function: cysteine-tRNA ligase activity; ATP binding. Gene Ontology annotation, biological process: cysteinyl-tRNA aminoacylation. The record is from RefSeq and is a predicted model, not a curated record. Gene Ontology annotation, cellular component: cytoplasm. Lineage: Eukaryota; Viridiplantae; Streptophyta; Magnoliopsida; Asparagales; Orchidaceae.
GUCGCGAGCUGGGAAGUAAAGACGGUAUCGCGGCGUACAAAUACCACUAGAACUCCCAUCUUUCUCCUCCUUCCGAUCCGCUCCGAGCAAGGAUUUUAAAUAAAUCCGGGUUAAAUUCUAAAACCGAAAAGCAUCAUCUGGAUCACUUGACUCCUUUCGGCCACGAAAUUUGGAUCAGUCAUGGAUAAGCCGAAGUUGCAGGUUUUUAACUCUAUGUCGAAGCAGAAGGAGGUUUUCAAACCGAUUGAAGAAGGUAAGGUGGGCAUCUAUGUUUGCGGUGUCACACCAUAUGAUUUCAGUCACAUCGGUCAUGCUCGUGCUUAUGUGGCGUUCGACAUACUCUACAGGUAUUUGAAGUAUUUAGGAUAUGAAGUUAAAUAUGUGCGCAAUUUCACGGACAUUGAUGACAAAACUUUGUAUGAAUGUGAAACGGCUUUAUCCCCCUUCAGGAGCGAAAAUUUCAAAGGACAAGUGCCAGCAGAUGUGAAGGAACAAAUUGAGAAGUUCCAUAAUGAAUAUCUGUCUUCGAUGUCUGAUGAUCUGCACACCACUACUGCUUUAGAUAAUCUUGUUGAUUUGCUCAAGUUGAUCAAUGGCACAUUGAAGAAAUUCAAAGGGAAAAAGCAGCAGCAGGCAUUGAUUCUUUCUCUUUAUGCACUGGAAAAAGAAGUCAAAGAUUUUCUUGGUUCUCUGGGUCUCUUGUCUUCCUCAACUGUCUCCAAGCGGCUAAAAGAGAAGGCACUGAAGAGGGCAGGAUUUACAGAGGAGGAAGUUCAGCAGAAGAUUGAGGAGAGAAACCUUGCAAGGAAGAACAAGGAGUACGGGAAAUCCGACAUGAUCAGGUUGGAACUUUAUUUGAAGGGCAUAUCCCUAAUGGAUGAACCAAAGGGAACCAUUUGGAGGCCAAGUGAACCUUCUGAGAAAAAACCUGAAGAAAAUGUUGAUUCCCUGAUAGAUGAGUCCUUGUCAUAAUCAUUAUUAUUAUAUAUAGUGGGUUCCUUUUGUUAAUGUGAUUAUAUUUCAACUCAUAUUUAUGUGAUAUAAAAGAUGAUUAGGCAUACUGUUAACUAAUUUUUGAACUAAAAGCUUCAUGUUUUUCUUUUUUUAAUCUUUUUUAUUUGGAUCAAUAGAUUCGAUUUUGUAUUAGGUAAAAUAAUGUAAAUUGGGUGCCCAUUUACUUAAAUUAUGUGCUUCUUCCA